Molecule: messenger RNA, 2043 nt
Organism: Ogataea philodendri
Lineage: Eukaryota; Fungi; Ascomycota; Pichiomycetes; Pichiales; Pichiaceae
Exons: 2
Coding region: 1-2043 (680 amino acids)
Biological process (GO): secondary metabolite biosynthetic process
Molecular function (GO): monooxygenase activity; FAD binding
Source: RefSeq, a predicted model, not a curated record
AUGAUCCCACGUAGCAAGAUAUCUGUCCAGUUUGUGAUUGUCGGGGGAGGUAUCGGAGGGCUUUCUGCUGCGAUUGGUGUUGUUUUGGCGGGACACAAGGCCGUUGUUCUGGAACGGGCCAAAGAGCUGUCGGAGGUUGGAGCCGGAAUUCAAAUCCCGCCAAACUCAACAAGGAUUCUCGAAGUAUUGGGAUGCAAAGAGGCCAUAAUCGAAAGGGCACUGGUUCCCAAAGCAUAUCAUUUCUACAACUACAAGGGAGAUAACUUGAUCAGUCUCGAGUUGGAUCCUUACUGUGCACAAAGAUACGGAUGCAAGUCUCUUCAUAUCCAUCGGGGUGAUUUUCAUAAAUGUUUGGUGAGUAGAUGCAGAGAGUUGAACAUUCCAAUCAUGGUGGAUUCCGAGAUCGAGACUGUGGACUUCGAAACCAAUACGGCCAUUACACAUGAUGGUCGUAAAUUUAAAGGGGAUAUAAUUGUGGGAGCUGACGGGCUGAACUCGAAAAUUCGCAAUAGCCUAGUCGGAAGAUACGACCCACCUCGUAAUAGUGGUGAUCAGGCUUACCGGUCCUUGAUCUCGAUCCCAGAAAUGGAAAAGUACCCUGAGCUGGACUUUAUCCACAAGAUCCCCUGUGUUAACUUUUUCUGGGGCCCUCAAGGUCACGUGGUGACAUAUCCUCUGAAAGGUGGAAACAAUUGUAACGUUGUCGUGAUGGCCCCGGACAAUCUUGUUGAAAACGCCAGCGUGGUUCCUGCUGAGCAAUCGGAAGUUCAAGAAAUUUUGAAAGAAUGGGAUCCAAGAUUGAAGCUACUGUUGAGUCUUGCCCGGGGUACAUUCAAAUGGAGGCUACAAUCUAUUGACCAGCUGGAUUCGUGGAACCAUUUGCACGCUAACGUUACUCUACUGGGAGACGCGUGCCAUGCUACUCUUCCAUACCUGGCACAAGGAGCAGCACAGGCAAUUGAGGAUGCAGCGGCAUUGUCGUACCUGUUUGGAAAGCUCGAUCAUAAAAGUGAUAUCCACAGUUUGCUGCAGACUUAUGAAGACGUCAGAAAGCCUCGAGCAACAAGAAUUGUUGAGUCCUCGGCACAGUGUCAAAAUAUUUAUCAUCUACCUGAUGGCCAAGAGCAAGAAGUUAGAGACCUCCUAUGCGCAAUGGAUCCACCUGAAGAGGGGUGUCCAGCCAGAUGGGCAGAUCCUGUAUUCCAAGAAUACCUGUUUGGAUACAACGUUUUUGAGGAGUGUGAAAAGGCCUGGGCAAAUAAAUUUAACCACUCCGCUCAAGUUCGCUCCGCAAUGACGAAAACCGGCGACUUUCAUGCGAUUCUUGUCUGUGACGUAUACAAAGACUACUUUGCACCAUUUGGUGACCAAGGUGAUAUCACCAGUGUCUUUUUCAAGAAGAAUGGAUUGAAGCGUCCUACCAAGAAAUAUCAUGCUGUUCUUGGAGACUUGCCAACACCGUACGAAUUAGAGCUCAUCAGCUCUAUUCACAUUACUGGAGCCGCUCAGUGUCCAUAUGGGAAUGAUCCGUGGGUUUUAGAUCUGGUUGCUUUUGUGAAAGACAUCAUUGAGAACCAUCCAUCGAUCAAGAUGACCGGCUGCUGUUAUGGCCAUCAGAUUAUCUGUCGUGCAAUGGGCGGUCUGGUUACUCCCAGCUCGAAUGGAAUUGAAGCCGGUAUUUGUGAAAUCAAGCUGGCUGAUGACGUUCCUAAAAAGUUGCUCGACCCUCCUGUUCCUGGAAAAGUGUUCCUUGUCGAGGCACACAAGAACUGGGUGAAAGAAGCCCCAGAAAAUGUUUUGGUCAUUGGCUCCUCCGAUAAGACCCACAUUCAAGGUGUUUACAGAAAGGGCAGAUUUCUUACUUUACAGGGCCAUCCCGAGUUCCCAAAGGCUAUCAGCGAAACCAUUGUCGAACAUUGGAUCAAGAAAGAUUGCUCGAAAGAGUUCUACGAUGACUGUGUGAAGCGGAACAAACUGUUGCCUAACGAUGAGUACGUCCUCGGAUCAGCAAUGGUCAAUUUCCUGUUGGAUGAUACUUUGUAA